Molecule: messenger RNA, 690 nt
Organism: Capsicum annuum
Lineage: Eukaryota; Viridiplantae; Streptophyta; Magnoliopsida; Solanales; Solanaceae
Product: receptor-like protein 35
Exons: 2
Coding region: 1-690 (229 amino acids)
Molecular function (GO): protein binding
Source: RefSeq, a predicted model, not a curated record
AUGUUGAAUUUGGCAUUCAAUUCCGUAGAAGGUCAUAUCUCUGUGUCUCUCUCGAAUGCCUCAAGGUUGGAGAGGUUAGAAUUAUCUGGAAAUUUACUUCAAGGAAGCAUUCCAAACGAAAUCGGCAAUCUUCACAACCUGAACUGGUUGGCCAUACAAUAUAAUCAACUUAUGGGUUCUAUACCACUAAUAGUUUUCAAUAUUUCUAGAAUCGAAGUCAUUUCAUUUACUGGCAAUUGCUUAUCAGGAAGUCUUCCCAAUGGCUUAUGCAAUGGUCUUCCGAAUCUCAAAGGUCUUUAUCUAUCAACAAACAAGCUUCAUGGUCAUAUUCCCAUGAGCUUGUCAAAUUGUUCACAACUUCAACUAUUAGGUUUAUCGGAAAAUGAGUUUGAUGGACCAAUACAUAGUGAAAUUGGAAGAUUGAGUAACUUGCAGCAAUUGUAUCUCAGAUAUAACCAUUUCACAGGGAUAAUUGCACAAGAAAUUGGAAAUCUUGUUAAUUUGAUGGAGUUGUGGAUGGAGUUAAACCAGAUAACCGGCUCAGUCCCAAUCUCCAUAUUCAAUAUCUCGGUGCUGCAAGUUUUGUCACUGGCGAGGAACAAUCUUAAUGGAUUCUUACCACUAGAGAUUGGCAACUUAACCAAGAUGCAAUUUUUAUAUCUUGAACAAAAUAGGUUUUCCGGUACGUAA